Pygocentrus nattereri (red-bellied piranha) is the source of this 2919-nucleotide messenger RNA. RefSeq names its product UBX domain protein 8 (gene ubxn8). Gene Ontology annotation, molecular function: ubiquitin binding. The transcript is spliced from 8 exons. Bases 13 to 879 code for a protein of 288 amino acids. Lineage: Eukaryota; Metazoa; Chordata; Actinopteri; Characiformes; Serrasalmidae. The record is from RefSeq and is a predicted model, not a curated record. Gene Ontology annotation, cellular component: nucleus; endoplasmic reticulum.
CUCAUAACGGAAAUGGCUGCUGCGAGAGCGCUCAUAUUACCUGGCGUUUUCUGUGUGUCUGUGUUUUGUAUUUUCUCAUGGAAGUAUUCAGUUAUAGGUGUUCAAGCUGCCUUGCAGUUGGCAGGACGCGGACUGCUGUUUCUGGCUCUGGCAGUAUGGAUGGUCUCCUCUUUGUACCCAAAGUUGAAGUCUUUUUUGUUUCCAGCGAGUCCUGCAGAACUGGAAAAUCCAGUUGAUGAAGCAUCUAGCAGAGUAAAGCAGGAGCAAGCGAGAAGAGAGCAGCAGGAGCACCAUGUUGUUAAGUCCAGUGCUUAUCAUGAAGCUGUGUUGAAGCCUCGACAGGAAGCAGUGCGUAGGAAGAAAGAGGAAGACUUCUAUCGUAUGACUGGACAGACAUGGAAGCUUAGCCAGGGUUCCACACUGGGAGGGGAGGAAGAGACUGAGGCAAACACAGAGGAGGAUGAUAACAAGACCCCCAACCAGAAGGCAGCAAGGAGACGAAAGCAGCUAGAGACGCCACAUCAAGCUCCUGUUCAGAAAGAACUCCCUAAGGAGAAAAAGAUCAUAAUCUUACCAGAUGAGCCUCCAGAAAACACUGAGGGGGUUUUGAGGAUUGCACUGCGAUGUCCGAGUGGAAGAACAUUACAAAGGAGGUUCUUCAAAGCCUGCAGUUCUUCACAUGCAUCUGUCUGCUUAGGUUCUUUUAGACUGGCUGCACAAGUCUGGAUACUCUCCUGCAAUAUAUGCCCUGUACACCUCCUACCCCCGAAUGCCCCUUCUCACACAUUCAGACCUCACUAUGGAGGAUGUUGGGAUCGUUACAAACACUGUCCUCAAUGUGGAGGAAAAAGACCCUUCCACAACCUAAUAAUCUUCUAAAUGGAUUUAUAUGGUUUGUGCCAUCUCUAUUGCCAAACAGUACAUUCAGCAUUUCUCCCCAUGACAUUGUUAAUCCACCACCUGACCUGCUCCAUAACCUGCCAUCUGAUCUGCCACUGGACCUGAUGUGCCACUAGACGUGCCAGUGGACCUGCCGCAAGACCUGCUAAUGGACACGUCUCAUUUGAGGCAGCUGCCAGCAAUCCUGCUUUUUUGCCAUGGCUACAGUGAGCAGGCAAACAGUCAGUAAAGGGAAGUGCCAUGGCAUGGGGGAGCUAAGGAGUUCCACCAUGCCUACGAUCCAAUCCUGUCAAAAUAAGAGCCCUCAAGCGUUAUAUAGAGUCUGUAUAUACAGACCAAAACAUGAAAACAUAAGACUUAUAAUUCUGAGACGGCCUAGUGACUUGAGUACAACCAAUCAGUUCUUAUUGCUAUUAAAGCUUCAUUUAUAUAUAGCUCCUAAAGGCUUGAAAUAAAUUAGGAGUGUUAAAUUAGACGUGUAAACGGUUAACAAAUGAUCAGUAUAAGGGACUUAACAAAGACUAUGAAAGCAUAGUAAUAACUUACAGUAAGAGUACAUGAAUGCAAAACAAUUACAUUUCUGGAAAAAAAUUGUGGAGCUAGAUGUCAAACGUUGUCAAAUUGACUUAAUUGUAAAACAAACAAAAAUACUGCUUAUUCUCAUAUUUUUGGCCUGAAGUGUAUGAAUAAAAAAAUUCUUUUCCACCCAACACUUUCUUUAUUAUUAUAACAAAUGUAUCAUUUUUAUUAUUUUAUUUAAUUGGUUUAUUUUAAACAUUUAUAAUAUUGAGUUUUAAAAACAUUGACCCUCAGUCUCCAAAUCCACAGACAUUAAGAAGAAAUUGUUUGCAAACUGGUGGUUAAUGGUUAAUAGUUUUGUACUAGCACUAUAUACACAAUAUGUUUGUUAGUACUUAUUACAAAAAAUCCAACCCAAUACACAAAUGUUGAUCUAAACAAAAGAAAAGAAACGAACCUGCAGCCAGCUGCGCACAUUACAUGCCUUAUAAAUAAGCAAAAAUCUUAUCACUAGACCUGCCAACAGAAUUGCCACUGGACCUGACACUGGACACACCCCUCGACCUGGUAAGCUCGUCUGUUCAGUAUUACACUACGCUGGCUUUCUGAUGACAGCAAGGUCUUGCUUAUGACAUUUAAAACUUUUAAUGGCCUUGCAGUGGCUCAUCUCACUGACUCACUGUGCUGUAACACGGAAGAUCAUAGUUUUGUGUAGCUCUCAAAUUACAGAGAAUGUUAGGAAUGCAAGCUGCAUAACAUAUAAAUCCAGAUUAGAAAGAUUUGUCAGGCUAACCUGGGCCAAGUACACCUCUGCCCAUUUUCUCCCUUUGUUUAUGUGCUGUCAUUUCAUGUAGAUAAUCGGAUGCUUUUAUAAAAAAUGUAUUUUAUAAAGAAUUUCUUUUUAUUUCUUUUAUAAAGAAAUACACCACUUUAAUUUUCUCUUUUAUCGUCUGUAUUUACACUGUCAUUAUUCCACUUUUAGGGAUGUUGGGAUUUCAUGCUGAGACAGCAAGCUUUUUGUAUAAAUGUGCACAAAUACAUCAUUUCUUUUUUUUUUUUUGUAUGAAAAAGACUUUUGUUCAGGUGGUUGAUGGCGGCCCAAUAUCUUAGGAAGGCACUCUGUUGUUUUUGUAAUUUGUCAUUUGUCUGUGUCUUGGAUUUAAUAUAUGUACAUGUACAUUUCUUUUUAUGUAUGGGCCAUUUAGACAGCUUUUGGUCAGAUUUGUGCCUUAUCCUAAAUUGUGCAGAUAUUUUUGCACACUGUAUCACAAUCCUGGAUGGGUAAAACACCCCUAGGAAGAGUAGGAAGAGUACAUACCUGAAUUUUUAAGGUUACUUUCAUUUUGUGAAAGUACAGUUGUAAAAAACAUCAUUAAUGCAUUAAUGUUGCAUGCCUGAACGAUUCCUUUAGCCUUGUGAUUCUUGGGCUAUUUUGGCCUUUUUUGAAUGCUACUGAUUUUGCCUUUAUAAUGGAACAUUAAAAACGGUUUAUGAUGACAA